UUUCAAGCUUUGAUAGUGUUUUUUAAUCCCUCUCUCCACCUCCCACCCCACUUUGCAUUCAUGCGCAUUGCUUUAGAAACCGUCGAUCCGUUGCCACGGUAUAAAUGCUGGUUUUUGUUUGAGGAAAACGACGACAGUACGGUCGGCGAUCUUCAAAAGGCGCUGAAUCGAGAGUUUGAACUUGCAAAAAAAAGCUCUCACAUUAAGCUUUUGGCAGGCGGAUUUGAGUAUUUGCCACGUUUUAAAGUGAAGAACUACAUUAUGGACAACGAUCUCGUCAUCGUUGCAAGUGCAAAAGAAGAGGCAGCGCCUGUCAAAAUCCAGCAAGAAGAGCGCGUCGUUGUUGCUCCGGUGGUGAAAGAUAAAAAGGAUAAGAAAAAGAAAAAGCAAGACAGAAAACGCGCAGAAGAAGAAAAGAAACGGAUCGAGGAGGAGAACAAGAAAAAGAAACGUGUCGAAAAGAAAAAUGAUGAAGCAGCAACAAAGAAACGGAAGCGAGAUGAAACUGUGGAUAACCACGCCGGUAAUGAUCAAGCAGCACCUACCACAUCAGAAGGAGAACCUGCACGAAAAUUGACACCCACACAACGACGAAACUUACGCAAAAAAGCUAUUCGUGAACGCAGAAGAUUGGAGCAGCAGCAACAACAACAACAACAACAACAACAACAGCAAUCUAAUGAGGAUAAUGAGCCACCAACACAGCUCUCAUCACGCAAAGAAAACCAACAACAACAACAACAAUUGGGAUCCAGCAAUUCUACUACUACGCCGUCUACCCGGUUAUUAAAGCAAAACAAGAACAAAAAGGCCAACUUUCUAAAGGAGAUCGGCAAGAAGAAACAGUCGCAUGUUCAUUUUGACGACGAUGACGAAGAUAUUAAAGAGAACCAGCAGGAUCUAGAACAACAAUUAACAGAGUAUGGAGAAACGGAACCACAGUCCAACCAAGAUACCCGGCAGCAAAAUGCACACGGCUCUGCAAUUGUCACAUGGAUAGAAGCCGAUGACAGAUAUGACGGCCCAACGAGAAGCAAGGACAAUUAUCCUAUUCACAAUGUGGGUGAUCACUUUUACGCCGAUGCGUCGUCGUCAUCAUCGUCGUCGUCGUCGUCAUCGUCGCCUUCUUCUACUUCUCCAGCAACAACUGCUGCGACUACAAACCGUCGAUCCAAUAAAAAAGCACAAAAAGAGCAAGUGGUACCAAAACCUGACUAUGAUAGUUUGCCAGCAGUAAGCUUUUCAGGUCCUGCUUUCCCAGCAGUUAAUGAUAUUUUGGGCAUCAAGCUGCUCGAAAUGUCAGCAUCGUACACUCCCGAGAUAUCUGACUGGAAACAAGUCAAAGUGCUAGAGUUCGAUCAAGAACAAGGCAUGCUAAAUGUUGAAUUUCAACCCGGAUUCCUGCUUAAGGAACAGCAGGGUAAAUUUACCUUACGCGAGAAUGAUUCUGGAAAUCAAGAAGACGAGGAGGACGAGGAAGAAGAAGUUGAACAGUAUUUGGAAGACCAGACAAUGCAGCUGACGCAAGUGGACGUGGUCGAUAUGCGUAGGCUGUAGAGAAGUCAACAGCAAUUGCUGUUUUUUUUACACAAAAUAAACGAUCAUGUUUUGUACGAUAAAAACAAUAAAAUUAUAAUGGC
Messenger RNA from Zychaea mexicana, 1640 nucleotides. RefSeq lists its product as uncharacterized. Gene Ontology annotation, biological process: spliceosomal snRNP assembly. Gene Ontology annotation, cellular component: Cajal body. Gene Ontology annotation, molecular function: U2 snRNA binding; U1 snRNA binding. The coding region runs from base 61 to 1557 and encodes 498 amino acids. The transcript is spliced from 3 exons. NCBI's taxonomy places the organism in Eukaryota, Fungi, Mucoromycota, Mucoromycetes, Mucorales, Lichtheimiaceae. The record is from RefSeq and is a predicted model, not a curated record.